Molecule: messenger RNA, 1588 nt
Organism: Hevea brasiliensis (rubber tree)
Lineage: Eukaryota; Viridiplantae; Streptophyta; Magnoliopsida; Malpighiales; Euphorbiaceae
Product: cytochrome b561 and DOMON domain-containing protein At3g25290-like
Exons: 3
Coding region: 11-1243 (410 amino acids)
Source: RefSeq, a predicted model, not a curated record
CACCCAAAAAAUGUCUUCCCCCACCAUGUUUGUGAUGUUCAUGAUCUUAGCCUCAUUCUUCCUUCUCUCAAUCAGUGCCCAUUUCACUCCUUGUAGUGAGCCUUUCUUAAAUGUAAGCCAGAGAAAGAACUUUACAUACUGCAAGAAAUUAACCACUCUUGAGGCUGAAUUUGCCUGGCGAAUCAACAAUGAGCAGCAGAUAGAAAUUCUCUUCGGCACGAGACUACAUACAGGAUUUGGAUGGCUAGCCUGGGGGGUCAAUCCAGGCGAGAUGCCACAGAUGGUUGGAACCAGGGCAAUGAUAGGUAUUUGGAACUCAGAUGGAUCAACAUUCAUCACUACCUACAAUAUCACAAGCGAUACCAAGAUGGGUUGCAAGCUGAAACCUGAAAAAAUGGAUGAAAAAGUGCAGAAUGAAGUGGGGUUUCAUAACAUGUCAAUGGAAAUUAUAAAUGAAUUAGACUACUUCGCAAUACAGGCUAGAGUGAUUCUUCCACCUGCUGCAUACAAUAUUUCAAAGUUGAACCAUGUCUGGCAAAUUGGAGAUGAGGCAGAAGGCACGGAGCCUAAGAUGCAUGCCAAAACCCUGCAGAACGUUGAUAGUACAGAGACUAUAAAUUUGUGGGCUAGAGAUGAGGCUCAUCAUGUUGGCGAGCAUGAAAAUUACUUGCGAACAGUGCAUGGCAUCUUAAACAUUGUGGGAUGGGGAACAUUGCUUCCAUCUGGUGUGAUUAUAGCGAGAUAUUUCAAAUAUCCAUUGGAAAAUUUUCAUGACUGGCGGAUUCCUCUUCAUGUCUCCUGUCAAAUUAUUGGCUACAUUCUUGGAACUUCUGGGUGGAUACUUGGAUUGGUUCUUGGAAAUCUUUCCAAAUUCUAUAUCUUUAAAACCCACCGCCUUUAUUCCAUUUUCAUUUUCACAUUUACAACGUUACAAAUGUUGGCGUUACGUUUAAAACCGGAGGAGGAUGACGAGUACAGGAAAUUCUGGAAUAUGUACCAUCAUUUUCUGGGUUAUGCACUGCUUGCUGUGAUCUCAAUAAACAUAUUUCAUGGAAUUAAUAUCUUGAAGCCAAACGAUACUUGGAGACAGGCUUACAUUGGAAUCCUUAUAUCUCUUGGGGCCAUUGUCACAGUUCUUGAGAUCUACACUUGGACUAAAUUUAAACGCAGCCCUAAACCAACUGCUUCUGCACAGGCUGGAAUUAGUGCUACCGGUCUAGAAGUUCCACAACCACGUCCAUGAUAGAGAGAGAAUGCUGCAAUAUUCGCCUGUCCUGAAGUCUGGAUUAGUUUACUUUUUUUUUGUUCCCUCUGUUUUUGGAAAAGAAUAUUUUUAUUCCUUUCUUCUUUUUCUUUCUUUCCUGGGCUUGGAUUUACAGUUGUAGGAUCAAUUGCUUUAUUUCGUUUUCUUUUUGCCCUUUUUAAGUUAUGAUUAAUGUUGUACUUUCGGAAGAACCUCUCCUCAAUGACGAUUGAUUCAAAUAUGGAUGAACGUCAUUUUUACGAAAGGAAAUCGUAACUUUUUGUUGAAAAAGUUGCAUCAUCAUUUUCCUGGUUCAUAGACAUGCUCCAAGAAAACAAGCAUAUC